AUGUCGACCCCACCGAACACAUCCAACACCACCUUCAUCCUCCCCACCGCCGGCGCCGGCGUCCAAUCCAUCACAUCAAUCACGUCUCCUAUCCCUACCCCCAAAGCGCACGAAGUCCUCGUCCGCAUCCACGCCGUCUCCCUCAACUUCCGGGACUAUGCCAUAGCCAGCGGGAGAUAUCCCCUCACAUUGAAGGAGAAUUUGGUGCCGGGAAGUGAUAUGGCGGGGGAGGUCGCUGCGGUGGGUGACGGGGUUGAGGAGUGGAAGGUUGGGGAGAGGGUGACUGCAAAUUUUGAUCAAGGACAUCUCUACGGGGCUUCGCGCAAGACAGGACUAGCACUAGGCGGUACCCUCGACGGUGUCCUCACCCAAUACCGCAUCUUCCCUUCCGUAGGCCUCCUUCGCGUCCCCAAGCAUCUCAGCUACGAAGAGGCGGCGUGUUGGCCUUGCGCGGGAGUAACGGCCUGGAAUGCGUUAUUUGGUGCGAUUAGGCUUCUUCCAGGGCAGACGGUGUUAUGUCAAGGGACUGGUGGGGUGUCAAUUAUGGCGCUUAUGUUUGCCAGUGCGGCGGGGGCAAAAACGAUUAUUACCUCCAGCUCGGAUGAGAAAUUGGAGCUCGCAAAGAAACUUGGCGCCACACACACGAUCAACUACAAAACCCACCCCGACUGGGAGAAACUCGUCCUCGAUCUCACGGACGGCGAAGGCGCGCACCAUAUUAUCGACAACGUCGGCAUCAACGAGAUCGAGAAAUGUUUGAACUGCGUUGCUAGCGGCGGAAGCAUCGACUGCAUUGGUUUCCUCGGCGGUCACUCGAAGGAGACGCCUAACGUUCCGUUACUGGCGAUCAUGAGAAAUGCUAUUGUUCGCGGUGUCUACGUCGGGUCGAAACAACAGUUCGAGGAGUUGCUCAAGUUCGUGGAGACAAAGGGUUUGAGACCGCAUAUUGAUAAGGUAUUCAAGUUCGAAAAUACCGUGAAGGCGAUCGAGUAUCUCGGCGCGGGACAGCAUACGGGAAAGAUUGUUGUCAAGGUUGUUGAGUGA
Stereum hirsutum FP-91666 SS1 is the source of this 1044-nucleotide messenger RNA. Its product is annotated as NAD-P-binding protein. Gene Ontology annotation, molecular function: oxidoreductase activity. The record is from RefSeq and is a predicted model, not a curated record. The transcript is spliced from 6 exons. Lineage: Eukaryota; Fungi; Basidiomycota; Agaricomycetes; Russulales; Stereaceae. The coding region runs from base 1 to 1044 and encodes 347 amino acids.